GGACUCCAGUUACCAAAGCCACCAGCACCCCCUGCUGUGGAAGCAGAGUAUUACACCAUAGCAGAUUUCCAGUCCUCCAUCUCUGAUGGCAUCAGUUUCCGUGGAGGACAAAAGGCUGAUGUGAUAGAGAAGAACCCCGGGGGCUGGUGGUAUGUGCAGAUCGGAGAGAAAGAGGGCUGGGCCCCCUGCUCCUACAUUGACAAGCGCAAGAAGCCCAACCUCAGUCGUCGGACCAGCACCCUGACCCGGCCCAAAGUCCCACCCCCAGCUCCGCCUGUCAAGAAGCUAGAACCGGAGGAGGCACCCCCUCCUGCUAGCUCUGCUGCAAAAGUCUCAGAGCCGGUGAGCAGGCCCGUGUAUGAGGAGCCUGAAUAUGAUAUUCCUGCAGUCGGAUGUGAAGGUGAAUCGGACACCGAUUCCCUUAAGGAUGAACGUGCCCUGGAUGUGAAGAUCAGCAGCGUGGUGAGCGACAAGUACCGCAGCUCCCCUCCUUCCUGCAAGGCCUCCCCUCCAGUCUGCAAGGCGUCCCCUGUGUUCACUCGUCGGAGAACUUCCUUCAGGUCUGUGGAGGAGGUCUCCAAAGAGGAGUGUAUCUAUGAGAAUGACUUCAGGCCAAGCAGUGGUGCUGAGAGGUCUUCAGUCAAAGGUUCCAGUGAGCCGAGUUCCCCAAGGAGCUAUCGUUCCUCCACAGUCCCUCGCAAACUCUCCGGAUCCUCGCCUUUAGCAGGUAGACCCAUGAAGACUAUGACGCCAGAGAUGACACGGAGAAGCCAGACCCUGGGCAGACACAUAGAUAUAUGCCUGAGCUCUCAGGACAACAGCCCCCACUCUUCAUCAGAUGAAUUGACCAGAGGUUCCAAGAAAGGUGCUCCAUUUAGCCGGGAUGUGGAGCAGAGAAUAGGUCAGAGCCCCUCCACCCGGCCUAAGCCUUCUGUCAGACCUAAACCUCUCCUGACCAAAUCUGAGCCCCAGAGUCCUGAGAGGAUGGACAUCAGCUCACUGAGGCGGCAGCUGAGGCCUACCAGUCAGUAUCGGCCUCAUGGCCUCAAACCUACUCGCGAUGAAUCUGAAACAGGCUCUGUCAUAUCAUCCGAGGACUCCAUGUGUUCGCGCAGCACCUCAGAUCUCUCUUCAGUAUACUCCAAAGGGAGCCGCGGUGACUCGGACGUGGAAGGCCCCACUCUCUACCGCUCCCUGGAUGUCUAUAAGAAGGUCCAGGACUCUGAGAUCAGCUUUCCAGCCGGGGUGGAGGUUGAGGUUCUGGAGAAGCAGGAGAGCGGUUGGUGGUACAUCCGUUGGGUAUCCGAAGAGGGUUGGGCUCCCUCAUACUACCUGGAGCCUGUCAGACAAGUGGGUGAUGUGGGUGGGUUCGAACUAGAAGGACACAGGAGUGGCAGGAGUAAGUCCAACAGCCUGGAGAAGAACGAGCAGCACGUUCUGGCCCUCAACAACAUCAACAUUCAGGGUCUGAGCCAGCAUCAGCAGCAUCAAGGCUUGAGAAGGAACACUCCGCCAAUCCCCUCCAAGCCUCCCGGCGGCUUCUCGAAGCCUUCAGCCGUAGUUAAUGGUGGCGUUCGGAUGAGGAACGGGGUACGCCAGGUGGUAGUGAGGCCUCAGUCUGUAUUUGUGACCACAUCACAGCCAUCAAAGGAUGGACACUACAUGACGGGUUCUCUGAGGCGAAACGACACGCUCCACAGAAGCGAUCACUACGGUUCCGGUUCCGCCACCCUUGGCGUCCGGCGAAAUGCCUCGUUCAGCACCGUGCGGCCACAUGUCGUUGUGGAAAGUCAGACGAGGCCCGCAGAGCGCUCCAGCCUGGGAUCCUCGGGUAACGCGUUCAGCACAAGUAACGUCAACCAACGCAACGGCAUCCCUGUGUCCACCGUGCGACCCAAGCCCAUCGAGAAGAGCCAGCUUAUCCACAACAACCUGGGCAGGGAUGUGUACGUGUCCAUCGCCGACUACCGGGGCGAUGAGGAGACAAUGGGCUUCACGGAGGGCACCUGUCUGGAGGUGCUGGAAAGAAACCCCAAUGGAUGGUGGUACUGCCAGGUUCAGGACAGCCUGCUUCCACGCAAGGGUUGGGUCCCGUCCAACUAUCUAGAGCGAAAAAAAUAAACCCCACAUCCGUCCCCUACCCUUUCCUCUAUCUUUCCCCUUUUUGAUGACUCCAAGGACGUUGGUGGCUCCUUAAGAAUGUUACCCGCAAUCACCCGUAAGCAAUAUGUCCUUGAACAAUGUACAUUUAUGACAGCUUGUAAAAAAGGAAAGACACUUUUAGUGCUGGUUUACUAAAAUGUAUACGAAAAGGAGUGUAAAGAUUUAAAAUAUUUUGGCUAAGAGACAGGAUGUCGGUUUGGUCCUCCUCGAGUGAGGAAAUCUGAAGAGGUAAUGUCUUUGAGAUAUAAAAUGGUAUGAAUGGGAGUGAUAACCUCUUAAAGAGGUUUGCAUCAUGUAAUACAGAAGUUGAGCAGGGUAACGGUUAUGCUUAUUCCUGCCCAUCACUGACUCUGAUGGCCGAUAAGUGCCUUUUGUUGAUCACCUGAAUGGAGGUCCUAAAUGGUGGAUUACGAAAAACAAUAAAUCAACCAAAUCUUUUAAGAGUGCCAUAGGCCUACGAACACCACCAAGACAAUUUGCAUAACCAGUUAAGAGCUCCACUAUAGAGUGCAAACAAAGUGCAAGAUUUCCAUCUAGAGUGCUCUGAUUGGUCCAACACAGAUUAAAGAAAGUAACUGAGGUUUAGACUCAGUCAGCAGAGAAUUAUAUUUGUUUUAAGCCACAAGCAAACUGAAACCUUUUAAUCUCAUUAUAAGUAUUCUUUAAAUCAUUGUAUGUUAUAAUGUCUCAUGUUGAUGCAGUCUUUCGUAGGGAAUUAUUUCUGCUUUCUUGUGACAUCUGUUUACCACCGACAGCCUUGAAUUGGAAGUUAAACUCCUGGAACACAUGCAGGAGAUGCUCAGGUUUCAAUAAUUGGCAAAGUUUGGUAGUAGAUUCUUAAACCCCAGAAAAACAUGUUAAUAUGUAUGUUUUUAAUCCCAGCUGUAACUGGGAUAACAGCUCUGUAAAACCUGUUAAACUUGAAAAUAACAGACGCGUUAUACUUUUCUGGAAAAUUGUAAUUUGCUCUCCAGAAGAAACCCACCUCAUACUGUAUCUGGGUAGCAAAUAACUUUAAACAAUUAGUUUGCAUAGUUUUGGUUUACUGUAGUGCUUUUGGCUCCAGGAACAUUUGAUUGUAAAUAUUUAGUUGUUUCUAUACAUGUAAUAAUACGCUGUUGCGGGAUGUAUUGAGUACUGGAAAUGUGGUGAAAUAAUUGAAUCCCAGGGACAUAUUUUCUAAGCAUUUAUCCCAAAUGUGAUCAAACCAAAGAGAUUGCAUUGGCUAUUUUUGUGAUUUUUUAAAUGAUAUAUGGUAAAAGUAAUAUAGUGUAGUGUACCUAGGCCUAGUGUAUUCAACAAAACACCUUAAACAAUUUUUUGAAAAAUCAAUACCUGGAAGCACUUGAUACCAUUUUUAAACUAGAAGUAAGUUUUGAUAUUAAAAAAAACAACAUAGUGUGUAGAGUUGUUUCCAAUUGUUUUUUGGUUACUUACCAUAUGUUAAAAGAUAAUGUACAGAAGUUAGAGAUAAUUCUACUCACAAACAGAACUGAAACAUUUGAAUUGAACCUUCUGAGCUCAAAUCCAACUUUAAAUUCAAACGGCUGAUGUUCAAGACUGCUGAAAUACAUUUUCUAUUGAGCGGUGUGAGCUCUCGGUAUGAGGCAGCACUAGCUUUUCAUUAUGUUUCUGCUGGACAGUAUCACAAUAUUAAACCAAGUGCAGUACCUGCUAGAUCGCAGUUAUCUAUUUUAGCGAAACCAUAUUUGUUUUUGUUUGUUACUCUGUGAUCACACAGUGACAAUAAUGAGGAACGAAGUGGUUCUGUUUUGUGAAUUAGUGCACUUUAAAUCUGUUGUUUUAUGGUGCAUUAAUGUGAAGAUGCAGUCAAUACUCAGCAUAGUAUUUAUUGAAUACAAUAAAUUAUGUAUCUAUUCUUCUGUCAUCACCUCAAAUGAGACAGUAACCUGCAGAGUUUGAGUAUAAUUGGAUAAAUAGAGACCUCUAGUGGGGGGUCAGUGGUACUAAACAUGAUUUUACCCAGCCUUCCUACCUCAGUGCAAUACGAAAUGCACUGCUGGCCAGUGAAUCUGUACGCAUUGUUUUUACUGAAUUUGAAAUCUCGGUGCAGCUAAAAUAAUUUGUAACACAUUUCUUUGUAUUGGGCAAUCAUUUAUUUUUUUGAAAAUUAAAAACAGAUUUUUUAUCUAUGCUGUAUGCUGCAAUUUUAGCAAAAAAAGGGCACUUCCUUCAUCUUUAUUGUGCUUUACAUAAUGCCUGAUUUAUACAUAUUUAUUAUGAAUAGUUUUAUAUCUAAUUUUGGUUUGACAAUCACCUUAUUCCCCCACUCAAAAUAUUACUGUAUAGCUUAUACAGAUCAUUCUUUUUAAAGAAAUUGGACUUCACUCACAUUGAUAUGCAAAAUAUCAUCAUUUAAUUGACUAUGUGAAGCAAUUGCAUUUGUUGAAGUAUAUGAAAAAAUGUAAGGAUACAUAAUACAAUUCAGAACUAAUCAGUUGAUUCGCUGUAUGCAGUUCCCUUCCCUACAAGACGAAGGCAUUAUGUAAAUGUGUUAAAUCGCUUUGUACAAUUCGCUCCUGCACUAUUAUUAUUGCAUAUUGCUUUUAUUGAUUGAGCUGAAUUUACUUGGCUAAAAUAGCAAUGAAUCGUUUUGUGUCGAGCAUACAUUUAGCUGUGUAGCGUCUUUAUUCAUGCUUUUUAUUUUCUUGUCCUUUUUACCCUAUUUGUCAAAUUCUGAAAUGUACCGCGAGGAAGUGUGCAAUAGAUAAGAAACAUCAUCAUGCUUCAACAAGAGGAUGAGAAUUACAGGUGUAGAAAGAAAACCGUCAACAAUGCCAUUUAAUCUGCUGGGAGUAGAUGCUCCCCGUCAAACUGCCAGUCAUGAGCUUUUACCGUCAUUCAAGUGUAUCGUUUCAAGAGGACAUCAAGGAGCAGAUGUGUUAGCGUUGGAAAAGUAAUCGGACCAAAGCCGUCGUAGGUGACAUCUCAUUAUCUCCUGACGGGACGGACUUUUAUAAUAACUCGCAUGAGAAUCUCUGGACAGUGAUUGUGAAUGGCAUGGCAGAAACCCACUGACCCGUUCUGUACUGACUUUACAGCUAUCUUGGGUCUUUCUCCACGGAUGGAGAGUCAGGGGCCCAUCAUCAGGGGUCUCAGCGGCCUGUCACGUUCGUGCCUGAAUGGAAUUUUGAUAGCUUCUUCUUUUUGUGUUGUUGUUUUCUCCUUUUUUGUUUGUUCUCUGGAGUGUGUCCUCUCAGCACCUACGCAGAAGCCUCUCUUGACAUUUAGCCCACCAUUGUCAAACCAAGUCAGAUUUUCUUCCUCACCAAUCACCACAACGGAAGGUGACAUUUGGAACCGUCUCUGCGGUAAACAAGAGAGCAGGGAGAUGAAUGCUCCUUCAGGCCAUUUCAGUUCAAUCCAUCAGCUUCCAGGAUUGUACCCCAAAAAUAGAAAAAGCUUUAUUUUUCUCUGUGCUCAGCCCCAGGCAGGCCUUAUCCAUGCGCUACAGGUAAACGCGUCAUUGUGCUAAAGACUUACUGCGUGUACAGGCCAAUACACAUUGUUCCCUCUACUGUUAGGGGGGCUUGUGUCCACAAAUGCUUUUGUCCGGCUGGUUGUCUCCACCUUAAAGGAUAUACCCUGAUCGCUUUCUUGCUGAGAGUUAUAUGAGAAGAAAAGGCCUACUCUCGUUGUUAAAACAUAAGCCCCCUCAACUCCAACAAAUAUGUAGCUCUUUGUUAACCCACUUGUGUGUUUGAGCUUCACUUCGCAAAACGUUAUAAGUGAGUUUUCUACUUUAAUUACUAGGGGAGUGCUUUUCUAAACUUAGUUAAAUUAGGGUUAAAGGUGUGUAUGCGCCAAUCGGCUCCAGCGUGGAAUGUUUAGCUCCUCCCAUACAUUUUGUAUGUGGAAAAUUAAAGCCUCCCAUUCAUAUAAACUGAGAAUUACAUAAGAGUUUAGUGAAUAAUAAGCAUUGUGUUAUGCUCCAACUAUAUAUAUGCAUAUAUUCUGGAAUUUCAAUGCACCAGAAAAAGUAGAUGCAAUUAGAGGACAUUUUUAACAAGGUAAUUAAAGUGUUUUGUUAAAUCAGACAAUCACUCAAACAAUGUAUUUUUUAAACGUCUUAAACCAGGUCUGUAGAAAAUAUUGGAUUAUGAAGUUAAGACACUACACGGUUAUCUUAGCUUAGCAUACUUAGAGUAGUGGGAAACAACUAGCCCUGAGAAUGAAAUAAAACGUAAUACUUAAUACCUAAGACAUCAAACACCAAUAUUUUGAUUUUACACUUAGUUGACAAAACAAAAUGCCAUAAAUCACUGCACCUGGCCAAGAGAUAAUCCCGGCUGCAACCACACAUUUUCUCUGCCUAAUCUUUGGUUUCUGUAGCCAUCAAAUCAAUGGCAUAAACCCAGAUAAUAUAAUUAUUGAGCUUUAGGGAACGGUAGGUGGGAUUUUUCCUCCUUUAGAUAGAACUUUGCUAGCUAAGUUUACCCAUCCUUCUAAUUGUUUUGCUAAGCUAAUUAUGUCUUGCCUUUAGCUUUUUAUUUAGCGUCAAGACAUGAGAGUUGUCUCAAUCAUCUUAUCAAACUCUUCUCAAAAAAGCAAAUACGUUUAUUAACCGAAACGACUAAGUGUUCUUUUAGGUUACAGGCUUCUUUUUCAUACCAGCUCAGCCUCGUUCAGCUACAACAUGCACUCUCAAACCUCAGUGCACCCCCACGGCAGAAUGGAAAUGGGAUUGGCAGUGGUAAUAUUUCUGCGUCCCGCAUGCCAACACACUAUGAUGAUGAAAAACCAGUUUAUUGAUCAAUCCCCGGAGGUUCACUGCACCGGCACUCUGGUUUUGUUCCUUGCUCUCUUUUUAUUUUAACAAAUGGAUGGCACCUCAGGCGUGAAACACCUUAAACCCUGUAACCCCAAACACAAGCUGCGUAUUCCUCCUGUCUCACCUUCCGCUUUCUUUCUUCCCUCGACACUUAUUUCCAUAUCCGUCCUUCCUCGACACAGCUGAGCGAUCCCGGUGGAAGCAUUGAGAAAUCGAGAAGGGUUCGAGUGGGGUGUGUGUGUUUUUGCAUGAUGAGAUGGAUAGUUUGCAGGUGCACUUAGAAGAAGGGAACUUGGAGGUCAAGGAAGAAGUUUGUGAGAGCAGGACGCAGGGAGAAGGAUUGGAAAGUGGAUUCAAGGAGACAAGAUGAGAGAAGCUCUGCUUUAAGGAGAAGGCUAAUGGGUAAUGUUUCCGCUCUGAAAACUAUGAAAAAUAGUUCCUUCUGACAGGGAACCCAUUUCAUCCAACUCCUUCUACCCUCCUUCAACAAAACGCAACGUAAUAAGCUCUCAGCUUCCCCACCUUAGCAGUGAUCUCAUUGCUCCAAACGAUGUUGUAAUUGCAGCACUUGAAGUUCUCGAAGCUGCUUUUGCGAGAAACUGCAAGUCAGCAAGAGACGGGCGAGUUCUCAGCUCUGAAGCUCCUCUCAGUCUCACUCUCAAUCCACAGAAUAACUUUAAAAAGUGAUACCACGUCUUAUCGUAGCUCCUUUUUGCUGUCAGAGUGCUCAGAUCUUAUGUAGCCCUGAGGGGGUGAGAGUCAAGCUCAGUGUUGGAAGAAAGUGUUUUGGAAUACGACGGUAAAAAAAGGCUUCAAAUGGUGGAUUCUUAUUUGUUUUGCCUUGUGUUUUUGUUGAGAAAAGAAUGUAAUGUUGCGGAAGUGUAUCACAGGAUUGGAAGUGUUUGUUCACAUCUAAUGAAGCUUGAAUUAAAAAUCAAAAUAAAUCAAGAAAGGGCUUUGAAAGUCACCCAGCUCUGGAAUAGAGCGAUGGAGUUAUAAAGGUUGACAGAAGGAGGGGUAGGUUUGAUUAGAAAGUUUUAGCAAGUGUGUUUGAGGUAUUUAGGAAGAUGAUUAUGUAUUUUUUUUUAUUAAUUGGUUGCUUUUGUUUGAGUUAGUGUGAGGGAAGAAAGGAAAAGAAUGAGUAAAGCUGCAGGGUUUGGGGUAAAAAAAUGAAAAAUCCCAGGCACUUACAUCAGAGUAUGCUGAUUAUUUAUGUCAUUCUGAAAACUUCCGCACAGAAUGCAGUUGUUUGAGGAGCCGGCGGGCAUCAGCGCGGAAGCCCUUCUCGGGUGGGGGGGCGGGGGGAGGAGCGCAGCUGUGUCUCUGUAACUAUUUUCUUUGUCUCGGUUUGAAUCCAUGAUUCUAAUUAGCACAACAGUGUGUCUUAAUUAACCUUCCCCAGUCAGACGAUACUCCAACGCUAACAGCUUCCUCCUAAUCGCCAACACCGCUGCGGCGGCUGCCAUCCUGCGCGGGGGCCUCAGCCAUAUUUUAGCGUUGGAGCUGAGCUGUCACCAGUGAUUGAUGUGGAGUUAAAGCUGAGGUCGAUUUAUGAGAAAGUGGAGACUGUUUUUAGCCUGGAUGUUGAAUUUAUAGAAUAUAGUCUGUCACCACCCCGCUGUGGAGAGCAGUGUGCCAAACAACAACAAAACCUUGGAAGCCCGACGCCAUCACGCUCUUGAUCUGUACACUGACAAAACGAUCCGUUACCAGCAUGUCAAACACAACAAGAACUGCAGGCCUCGAGUUGGACCAAAGGAGGUGCUAUUCUUUCAUUUCUGUUUUCUUUAUUUUUGUAUUGCCAUUGUUGUUAUGCAAAUUGUGUUUAACUCUUGCAAGCUCCUUGUUUUCAAAAGGUAUGCCAUGAGGAGCUUUAUGCCACUGUUAAAGUGAAUGUAUCCUCCAAUGAAGAGUCGUCUGUCCUCAUGGUGACAAGGCCUCAUGGAUCUGUUGAAAGCAUCGUUACACUAGGACAAAAAACAAUGACAUCUAAAAGACUGUCACAAUUUCCUUUCUGAUUGGAGACAUUUUGCACGUGUGCAUUCCUUUUGAAAACAGGACAUUUUCUUACCCCUUCAUUUUGACAAGUCUUGUUCCUUUUUUUUGUAUCUUGUAAUGUACAUGUUUACAUUGUAUCUCGCAUUGCCCAAAAGAGAAACAAUAUUAAAUGUAUUAUCUUUGUUGUUUUA
Molecule: messenger RNA, 9144 nt
Organism: Notothenia coriiceps (black rockcod)
Lineage: Eukaryota; Metazoa; Chordata; Actinopteri; Perciformes; Nototheniidae
Product: SH3 and PX domain-containing protein 2A-like
Exons: 2
Biological process (GO): superoxide anion generation
Cellular component (GO): cytoplasm
Molecular function (GO): superoxide-generating NADPH oxidase activator activity; protein binding
Source: RefSeq, a predicted model, not a curated record